Messenger RNA from Uranotaenia lowii, 651 nucleotides. RefSeq lists its product as uncharacterized. Lineage: Eukaryota; Metazoa; Arthropoda; Insecta; Diptera; Culicidae. The record is from RefSeq and is a predicted model, not a curated record. The coding region runs from base 16 to 543 and encodes 175 amino acids. The transcript has 4 exons.
ACUCAGUAUUCAACGAUGUUUACAAAAUUGGUUCUAUCGCUUUUACCCUUGGUUGUUGUGGCUUAUGACAAGAGGUGCGUUGACUACAUUGCCCAUACCUCAGAAAUUGAAAACUGUUGUUCUAUGCCAAGCGGAUUACCUGAGGAACCGUUUGAGGCCUGCUUAAAAUCAGCAAAGCAGCAAGUUCCAGACAAAAAUAUGAAAAAUAUUUACUCCUGCGCCUUUGAUUGUUACACGAAAGAGCUCGGCAUCAUCGUUAACCAGACUAUUCAAAUGGGCAAAAUCAAAGAGUAUAUGGAGAAGCUGGAGGAAAAAGCCAAAUUGUUCAACACACUCGCUUGGGAUGCUUGUAGUACUGGCAGAUCCGAAUAUCUCGAUUUUCUUCAAGGGCACUCACUGAAGUGUCAUCCUUUUGCGUAUUCGAUGAAGAUUUCGUGUGUCAUGACGCUUAUCAUUGUUCAAUGCCCCGUCGAAAAUUUCAAUCGAAAAAGUGAAAUUUGUCAUGCAUUACGUAACCAAGUGCCCGUUUGUCCUAUUUUUUAAAAUACGCAAGCAAUGGAUCCGAUUACGACGAAUCGAUUUAAUAAUAUCCCCCUGUUUUAACUUCUUAAAAGAGGAAAGAAUGAAAUAAAUAAAUUUUGAGUUACCCAA